AUGAUCACGUCCGGCGAUGCGCAGCGCUUGUUCCUGCAGGCCGUCCUUUCGAGAGGAAUAAUGUCUGAACCUCUAGCACGCACCCUGUACUCCAAAUGCGUAGAGACAGUCAAGUCUGCAGAUGAGCAUGUAAACGUGUCGUACAAGAACACUCGGGAGGAGUGGGAGGACGUUAUCAGGAAUGUCAACAAUGCCCUGAACGCCCUCGACCUCCAAUUCGUCCGCCAAGUCGAGCAGGAGAAGGGCAUCCCUAUGUGGGCUUUGAUCAACUUGAAGGGCGACGAGGUAGCACAGGUAGCGACCGAUUACAGCCCCGUCGAGAUUGCAUAUUUCAAAGCCCUCGUCGAGCAAAUCGUCAUGGCCCCUCGGAACUCUUUCUCGAUAUCUUCUUUCCUCGCGCUCCGCGAGAUCAAUGAGCUCAAGCCCAAGGCCAACAUGACCAAGAGCCAGGGCGAAGAGACUCUGUCCAGCUUCGUCAACCGUGGCUGGCUGGUGAAGAGCAGGAGAGGGCGCUACUCGCUAUCAACGCGCACGCUUCUGGAACUGAAAGGCUAUAUCAAGUCGGAAUACCCUGACCAGAUUCCCACUUGCAUGCUCUGCGACGACUUCACCACCGUCGGCGUCACCUGCAAAUGCGGGCGCGCAAUCCACAAACACUGCUUCACCCAAUGGCGCAACCGUCGGUCGCAGUGCAAGGAAUGCCGGACCGAAUGGGCAGACAAACUCGACGACGAGAUGUUCACGCCCAUCGGGGAGGAUGCAGUGGGCGAGAACGACGCGGGGCGCCGGUACGCGAGGCACGAAGACAGCGACGAGGACGGUGAGGGCGAGGAGGACGAGCCGAGCCAGUCGCAGGCUAGUCAGCGACCGGCGAAGAAGACAAAGAAGACGAAGGGCAAAAGCCGCGCGAAGAAGGGGAAGGGCAGGGGUGACGAUAUGAUCCUGGACGACGACGAAGAGGUGGAGGCGGAGAUUGAGGAGGAUGAGGAGGAAGAGGAGGCCGACUAUGAAGAGAAGGACAACGACCGAGCGUCCAGUCCGCCCGUAAAGAAAGAGCCUCGACGCAGGAGCACUCGCGGUGGGUAG
This is a messenger RNA of Schizophyllum commune H4-8, 1086 nucleotides long. RefSeq lists its product as uncharacterized. Gene Ontology annotation, cellular component: nucleus; Smc5-Smc6 complex. Gene Ontology annotation, biological process: DNA damage tolerance; double-strand break repair via homologous recombination. The transcript has 6 exons. The coding region runs from base 1 to 1086 and encodes 361 amino acids. The record is from RefSeq and is a predicted model, not a curated record. Lineage: Eukaryota; Fungi; Basidiomycota; Agaricomycetes; Agaricales; Schizophyllaceae. Gene Ontology annotation, molecular function: ubiquitin-protein transferase activity.